Molecule: messenger RNA, 2124 nt
Organism: Lachancea meyersii CBS 8951
Lineage: Eukaryota; Fungi; Ascomycota; Saccharomycetes; Saccharomycetales; Saccharomycetaceae
Source: the annotation of a GenBank genome assembly
AUGAUACGAUUUUCUCGCAUUGGAAUGUCAUCGGGUAAGAAACAAGCUACUUUGGCAAAGUUUUUUAGCUCCAAGAAGAGAAACGGCGAUGAGCCAGCCAAACUAGAGGAUUUGGCCAAAAGACCAAAGCUCGAUAAAGCCAUUGAACAGCCGAGUAGUCUUGCAGACACACAAGACUCAGUUUCCAAAGCUGUGGAAACCGAGUUGGAAGUUUCCCCCCUCACGUCUUUGAGGCCAAGCAAACCUGUUGUUAAAAACGACAUCGCUAAUGCGCCCAAAAUUCAGCCUGUCGCCCCAAAAGAGUCUAAAAUCUUGUACUCGGCGAUCUGCAAUCUCUUCAACGAGGUCGAAGGUACCUCGUCGAGACUACAAAUUGUCAAGCUGUGCAGCGACUUUUUAUACUCGGUUUUGUCCAAGACUCAAAACGACCUUGUGCCUAUUACCUACUUACUUAUCAACAGGCUAGGACCCGAUUACCAGCCCGGCCUCGAGCUCGGGCUUGGAGAGGGUCUGCUGAUGAGGACGAUCAGCGAAAGUUGCGGCAAAUCCCUGGCCCAGGUGAAAGCUCGUUAUCGAGAACUCGGGGACUUGGGCCGCAUAGCACAGGAGGCGCGAUCUGUUCAGCCCACAAUGUUCAAACCAAAACCUUUGACUACGGGUGAAGUGUUUUCGAACUUGCAGGCAAUUGCCAAGUCUCAGGGCAAGGACUCUCAGCUACGGAAAGUUCAACUAAUCAAGAAAAUGUUGACAGCUUGUCAAGGAGUAGAGGCCAAGUUUUUGAUUAGAUCUCUGGAAUCCAAACUCAGAAUUGGGCUUGCAGAAAAGUCCGUCUUGAUUGCUCUUUCGAAAGCUAUCCUAAUGCAGGAACACGACGGUAAAGAGCCAUCCAGCGAUUUGAUAGAUGCGGCUGAGGAAAAGAUUCGUGACGCGUUCUGCCAAGUUCCAAAUUAUGAAAUAGUGAUCAAAACCGCCCUUGAGCACGGUAUCAUGAACCUCGAUAAACACUGUGUGUUGACCCCAGGCAUUCCACUGAAACCUAUGUUGGCCAAGCCGUCCAAAUCUGUCUCGGAAGUGUUGGAUCGCUUCCAGGGACACAGGUUUACCUGCGAAUACAAGUACGACGGUGAAAGAGCACAAGUACACCUGUUACCAGAUGGAACAAUGCAUAUUUAUUCCAGAAAUGGCGAAAGCAUGACGGAGAGAUAUCCUGAGAUCAAAAUAGCCGAUUUUAUUGCUGACAAGGACGCAACACAUACGUUAAUUCUUGAUUGCGAGGCGGUCGCGUGGGACAAAGAUAGAAACACCAUUUUGCCUUUCCAAGUAUUGAGCACGCGGAAACGGAAAGGUGUUGUGGCUGAGGAUGUCAAGGUGCGAGUGUGCUUAUUUGCGUUUGACAUUCUGUGCUACAACGAUGAGCCCCUGAUAAACCGGUCAUUUGCAGAACGUCGUGAAUACUUGCACCGUGUGCUGAAGCCCGUUCCAGGCGAGCUACAGUUUGCCAGCGAGAUGACGACCGUAAGCCUGGACGAAAUGCAGCAAUAUCUGGACCAGUCGGUCAAGGACUCGUGCGAGGGUCUGAUGGUGAAAUCGCUGGACGGCGAAGAAUCGCAAUACGAGCCCAGCAAGCGGUCGCGGAAUUGGCUAAAGCUGAAAAAGGACUAUUUACAAGGUGUCGGAGACUCAUUGGACCUAUGUGUGUUGGGUGCAUAUUACGGGCGCGGAAAACGUACAGGCACAUACGGAGGCUUUUUGCUGGGGUGCUACAACCAGGACAGCGGCGAGUUUGAGACCUGCUGUAAGAUCGGCACUGGGUUUUCAGAUGAGAUGCUACAGAAGCUUUACGACGAACUGAAGCCCACGGAAAUUGCCACACCCAAGGCUUUCUACGUGUACAGCGAGUCGGCGCCGCCCGACGUUUGGUUCGAGCCCUCGAUGCUUUUCGAGGUCCUCACCGCUGAUUUGUCGCUGUCACCGGUGUACAAGGCCGGCAGCAGCUCUCACGACAAAGGUGUUUCGCUGCGGUUUCCAAGAUUUAUUCGCAUACGAGACGAUAAGAAUGUGGAAGAUGCCACUUCCUCCGAACAAGUGAUAGAAUUCUACGAGAGUCAGCCUCAUAUGGGCUGA